This is a messenger RNA of Dermacentor albipictus, 3319 nucleotides long. RefSeq lists its product as uncharacterized. NCBI's taxonomy places the organism in Eukaryota, Metazoa, Arthropoda, Arachnida, Ixodida, Ixodidae. The record is from RefSeq and is a predicted model, not a curated record.
AAGAAUGGGCCUUUUUCAUGGGUGCCUUGUGCGCAUGCGCACCGGAAGUGCUCUGACAGCGACACUAGCGGCGAGCGCCCGAAACAUUUUUGGUGACAUCCGGCAAAGAACCGAUGUGCUGCCGUAGGCUGCAAUAAUGCCAGCGGAAAGCCUCCAAAUGUGCGAUUUUUUAGAUUUCCUGCCGCGACACUUCAGGCAACGAGACGAAAGAAAUGGGUGCAAGCAAUACAUCGCGUCAACGCCGACGGAUCGCCGUGGGAACCGACAGCGAACUCCCGCGUCUGCAGCAAUCACUUCGUAACAGGAGCGCCCUCCCGCUUUAUGCCCCACCCGGACUACGUACCAUCGGUUUUCAAGCACACGCCAAUGAGAUGCCCUGUGUCAAUCGCUCGCUUUGACAGAGUGAAGAAACGGCAAGCUUCAAGACUGGCAAAUGCAAGUGGCCAAGCCAGCAGCGGUGCAACCACAUCAGCUGUUGGACAGAGGACUCCACCGAGUAUAGCAGCAGGCCAAAAUAGGACACCACAAGAUUGUCAACCAGUUGCCGGGGCAUCUACUCCACCUCUUGGUCAAGGAACACCAUUAAGCAGAGCAGCAAGUGCAAUGUCAUUAGGCUCUACGACCUGUGAAGAUGGUGCAGUAUUGCAUAGUGUACCAGCUGAACACGAAAAGAGCUGCCAGACGGAUAAUUUCUCUCUAGAGCGUAUUAUGCUGCUUGAAAGCCAAUUAAGUGCAGAAAGAAAGAAGGUGCAAAAGCUAGAAGUACAGCUAAAAGCUGCUGAGGAACAGACAAUACAGUGGAAAGCACAUUACUACGAGCUGAAGGCUACAACACUGUGCCUCGAUAACAUGCAAGGUACUGAGCAUAUGUUGUAUUACACAGGAUUGCCUUCUGUGCAAGUGUUUUACGAUAUACUAAAUUUAGUUUUGAACAAUAACCCUCGGUUUGCAAUAGACAUAAAGAGCAGGUCACUCACUGCUGCCGAGCAGAUGUAUGCAGUACUGGUUCGCUUAAGGACAGGUAUGGCCACACGAGAGAUUGCUCGCAAUUUUUUAAUUUCAAUGCCCUCAUUCAGUCGUAUAUUUUCAGAAUGGGUACUUAUAUUGCAGAAGGUUCUCACUGAAAUAACCAGCUUCCCCACACUUCCUGAAGUACAACAGCACAUGCCACUUCAUUUUAGACGGUACCCAAACACACGUAUAAUACUUGACACAACAGAAAUUCGUAUACAAAAGCCCUCAAGCUUAACUGCCCAAAGACGAACUUUCUCCCACUACAAGUUCGCAAACACAAUGAAAUGUGUUGUAGGUGCAACACCUGACUGCUAUGUUAGCUUUGUGUCGCCAUUAUAUGGGGGAAGUACCAGUGACAGAGCUAUUGUGCAACAGUCUGGAGUACUUGAUCUAUUCGAAUCAGGAGAUGGCAUCAUGGUUGACAAGGGAUUCAAGGUAGAUGACCUUCUGCCACGUGGUGUUGUCCUUCAUAUGCCUCCAUUUCGUAUUCCUGGAGAAGCGCAGAUGAGUGCCAAGGAUGUUGAAGCCACAAAGCAUGUUGCAAGUGCACGGGUGCACAUUGAAAGGGUCAUAAGAAGAAUCAAGGAGUUCCAUUUAUUGGACAGACCCUUACCUAUAAACAUGUUAGACAUAGCAGAUGCAAUUUUCACAACAUGUGCAUUUCUCUCAAACUUUAGGCGACCACUAAUAAAUAAUGGGAAGGAAGUGGAGACAGACACCAUGUAAUAGAACACGAAAGCAUGCGGUAUAUUUAUUCGGAGCACCUAAAAGGUGUCAUCAUGCACUAAAGUUUUAUGAUGCAAAGGAACGCACUAUGUGUGUGUCAGCCUUCUGAUAGUCAUCUUCAGAUGGUCCUCAUCACAAUGGUCAACUAGAUAAAACCCCACAGCAUACUUUUUGAAGGACACGUAGCCUGCACCUGUAGUGUAAAGAAAUCCAAGGCGUCGGAUACGUCGUGUCAUGAGUUCUGGAAUAAUAGCAGCCUUAUAGAAGUACACCAGGCCCUGAAGUAUGUCUUUCCAAAUUUCUGCGUCAAAAUAUAUACGUUCCACUGAUAUGCAGUCUUGCAGGUCAGCAUGAUCUGUGAAGACUACAAAGUCGCACCAUGGCUUCUUCGCGACUCCCAUCUGUCCUUGUACUUGGUAGUAAUAAUAAUGGUCUUUCUUCAGGGUGACCUCACCAUUAGUUACUGCCAAGUAAAAACCUUUGUCAGCGCAGGCGUCGACAACUCUUUGGCCAGCUUUCGAAGCGGGGCACUUCACUUCUAGAAGGCCAUCCUCACUGCCAUCUCUCACCAGGCGAUCGGGCGAUGCGGCGAUGAAAGAAUGCAAUUCAUGAAUAUGUAAUCCUGUUUCCAGGACAUCUAUAUUUUUGUCAUAUAGCUGCAUGAAUUCUAGAUAUUUUUGAACUGCUUUUGCUUCAUUUUGUAUUCCGUAGAGCCUGGGGUCACCACUCUUCAUUAUUUCUUUGCGAGGAUAAAGUAUUUCUUUAACAAGCCCUUCUGGCUUCAGGCAGUGCAGUAUUCUGCGGAACUUUGAAGCAGUUAGCUUCCCGGUUCUUUCUGUGAACCAUAGAGGGUUCUUAUCCUGGCCUACAGUCUUUGCACAGAUAUCUGCCCUCUCGGUAGCUGUGAGCGACACCUGCUCCUUGAAAUAUUCAUCGAUCAAUGUGAGGCACUUCUGCGAAUUCAUGUCCUCUGUGUCGUUGAUGGGGCUCGCAUUUCUCACUGGUGCUGGCCUCUCUGUGUAACGGUUCCACACCAGCUCAGGUGCAUGUGUUGCAAUCGCACUCCUGAACUUCAACAGCCCAGCCUGCCCAGCUGUUCUCAAAUGAGGAGGAAGUUGUCGCUUAGCCUUAACGGGCACCGUCUUGUUAAUCACAUGUUUCUUAAAUGUGAUGUCCACCAAGGGUUUGGUCAGCAAAUGGUUUUGUCCUGAAAAUAACAAAAUGCGGGGACUUGUAUACAGUUCAUACACAUGUUUUAUAAAGCUUACUGGCCAAGAUCUAUUUUGACAUUUGAUUACGCAUGCGGUUAUUUUGCACUAAUGAUGGACACUGCAAACUCCUGUGAAUCCGAUCAGCAUGCUAGCUCACCUCUUUUCAAAUACAGUGUUUCUCUAUCAGCAUGCUUACAUUCUACAUUAAGGUACCAUUACAAGGAAGAGUGUAGAUACCAGACCAAAGCUCCUUUUGAAGUCAUUUGUCACAUCGUCUUGUGUUCUACCACAUACGUCCCUCCUUAUUCUGUUCGCUGCAUUUUACCUGAUUAACUUGAACUGUGUUCUGAAUAAAAACAUUCACCUUA